GCGCUGAUGUUCAACAACGAGCUCAUGGCCGACGUGCACUUCGUCGUGGGGCCCCUGGGAGCCUCCAGGCGCGUGCCCGCCCACAAGUACGUCUUGGCCGUGGGCAGCUCUGUCUUCUAUGCCAUGUUCUACGGGGACCUCGCGGAAGUCAAGUCGGAAAUUCACAUUCCCGACGUGGAGCCUGCUGCCUUCCUGGUCUUGUUAAAGUACCUGUACAGCGACGAGAUCGACCUGGAGGCAGACACAGUGUUGGCCACGCUGUAUGCUGCUAAGAAGUACAUUGUGCCCGCGCUGGCCAAAGCCUGUGUCAACUUUCUGGAGACAAGUCUGGAAGCCAAAAAUGCCUGCGUCCUGCUGUCCCAGAGCCGGCUAUUUGAGGAGCCUGAGCUGACCCAGCGCUGUUGGGAGGUCAUCGAUGCCCAGGCCGAGAUGGCUCUGCGCUCCGAAGGCUUCUGUGAAAUUGACCGGCAGACACUGGAGAUCAUUGUAACCAGGGAGGCCCUCAACACCAAGGAGGCAGUGGUGUUUGAGGCUGUCCUGAACUGGGCCGAGGCUGAGUGCAAGAGGCAGGGCCUGCCAGUCACCCCACACAACAAGAGGCACGUCCUGGGGCCAGCUCUCUAUCUUGUCCGAAUUCCAACCAUGACCCUGGAGGAGUUUGCCAAUGGUGCUGCACAAUCAGACAUCUUGACCUUGGAGGAGACCCACAACAUCUUCCUGUGGUACACAGCAGCCAACAAGCCUCUCCUUGACUUCCCUCUGACCAAGAGGAAGGGCCUGGCCCCACAGAGGUGCCACCGGUUCCAGUCUUCUGCCUAUCGCAGCAACCAGUGGCGGUAUCGUGGGCGCUGUGACAGCAUCCAGUUUGCAGUGGACAGAAGGGUGUUUAUUGCUGGUCUGGGCCUGUAUGGGUCCAGCUCCGGGAAAGCCGAGUACAGUGUGAAGAUAGAACUCAAGCGGCUGGGAAUGGUCCUGGCGCAGAACCUGACCAAGUUUGUAUCAGACGGAUCCAGCAACACCUUUACAGUCUGGUUUGAGCACCCAGUCCAGGUAGAGCAGGACACCUUCUACACUGCCAGUGCUGUCCUGGAUGGCAGUGAGCUCAGCUACUUUGGGCAAGAGGGGAUGACAGAAGUACAGUGUGGGAAGGUGGCUUUCCAGUUCCAGUGCUCCUCAGACAGCACCAAUGGGACUGGGGUCCAGGGUGGGCAAAUCCCAGAGCUCAUCUUCUAUGCAUGAAGCCAUGAGAGGGCUUGCCACCUGCCCUUCCUUGUAGGAGGCCUCCUGGCAAGUGUGUGGGAGGUGCAGGACACUGCUGACUGCCUUACUGACACUGGUAAUGCUUCUCCCAGCAGCCAGGGCCCAAUGUCCCCAAUGGCUGAAUCCUAGGUGUUUCCUGUACACUGAGGUACAUGCCUCAAGAAAGUGGGCAGGUAUGAGGCAGGCCCCAGACACCUGCCCAGUGGCAUUCAACAACUUUGAGGGUACAUGGACAUUUCUCCUACCCUUCUGGAUUCUAAGUGGCUCCAGGCUUACCUUGAGACUUUUCCUUCAAACCCCAAGUUGCUGAAAAGUCACUUAAAAUACUUUAUCUAUUUAAGUGGAUUUUCAUAAUAAAGGUUUAACAAAACCA
Messenger RNA from Dipodomys ordii (Ord's kangaroo rat), 1633 nucleotides. It is a transcript of the gene Btbd6, whose product is annotated as BTB (POZ) domain containing 6. Lineage: Eukaryota; Metazoa; Chordata; Mammalia; Rodentia; Heteromyidae. The transcript has 3 exons. Gene Ontology annotation, molecular function: protein binding. The coding region runs from base 7 to 1239 and encodes 410 amino acids. Gene Ontology annotation, cellular component: cytosol. Gene Ontology annotation, biological process: neurogenesis. The record is from RefSeq and is a predicted model, not a curated record.